AGCCAGCAGCAGAAACAGUAACUAUCGUUAGYAUAUACACACUUCUUGAUUCAACUGUGCGAAUAUUUUAAAUUAUUAUCGAUGACUAGUUCGCGCCGUGCUAGUUUUUACAUGCUCGGCCCUGUUGGCCCUGCUGUCGUUGGUAUUCCCCAGAAAGCAAAACGACCUGAACCGCGACAUUUAGUUUGUCAAGACUUCAGAGUAAGGGAAGAUGGAGCAUUGGCAAAUAAACUACAAGAAGAAGAAUUCCAAAAGCAUUACGGCAUGAACAGAAAUGAAAGAAAGAGUGUGCGAACUGAUGUUCGUGUGGCCAAGCAAACUUAUCUSGAGGAAAUAAAAACAGCACAGCUCUUGCCAGAAGACGAGCUGUGUAAAAUGGAAGAAACUGAUAAAUGGCUUGCUAGGGAUCUCCAGGAAAAGCUGCAUGAUGAGGAAAGAAGAGCAAUAAGACACCAGCAAGAAAUUGAGACUCAUGAUGCUAAAGUGGCUAAACAACUACAAAUGCGAGAAAAAGACAAAUUUGACCGAGAAUGGCGCAGGAAAAAAGAAGAAGAAGAAAGAAGACAUUUGCAAAGAACUAUGGAAGAACUAAACCAUAGUGAGCGAGAUUCAAGAAGAGGAGCUGCAAAUCCAGUUAGUGAACCUAUAUCCAUGAAUGGKCACACCGACGGCGUUCAGAGAAGAGUCCGAAGAACCAACAGCAGAGAAGACAAGAGACGAAGUACCGGAAGCGGAAGUAGUGGUGUGGGGAGAUUGGAAUCGGAUAGAAUUAUAAUGGCGGAUGGAACUGCUAUAGAUUUAUUUGAUAAUGAAGAAGAUCGAGAAAAGGCGCUGAGGAUGCAGCGCGUCAAGAAAGAUGAAGAAUACGCAAAAAUGCUACAAGACCAAGAAAGACGGAUUGUCGAAGCAGAAAAAAUGGCUGCUGAGGAUCGAAGACUUGCAAUGGAAGAGCAGGAUCGGGAGUUGGCCAGGCAUCUUCAACGUAAAGAAUAUCAGCGACUUAAAAGAGAGCAAAAAGAGAGGCAAAUGCAACGUGCUAAUAGUGUACCAUCGGAUAGGCAUUCUGUGUCAAUUGAGGAUCCACGUCGCCUUCCCUCAUACGAAGAAGCAGUGCAUCGCACCCAAAUGCCAGAUCUUUUACCUGACCAUGACUUUGAUCCCGAGAACCUCCGCGAGGGUGACCCCGAAAGGUCAACUUAUUCAUCUACCCGUUCUUCAAGGAGUACUGCAUCUCAAUCUCCGCCUAUAGACAGACGUACGACCAAUCCAGAUAAGGGGGAACGAAGAGGGUACAGGCGGGAAGAAGGACGCAUUUCAGCUAGAGGGCCCUCGUCGGUUGAUCAUAGGAGGUCAGUACCCGUGGAGGACAGACGCUUGGAGAAAGAAUAUAGUAGAAAUCGUGGAAGUGAGUAUAGGGAAACUAGAGCACCAUCGCCUACACGGAAUGGACACCCGUCGGGAGACUAUAGAAUGGAUUCCAACGAGCACAGAAAGAGAUACGAGAAUAUUGAGAAGGAACACCAUAGAUAUGACGAUAAAGAAGGUCCUGUUUGGCUCGCGCGGGAUACAAUAUGUUCCUCGACCUCCCCACCACGAGAAAGGCGCGAGUUCCCCGAAAAUAACCAAGGUUCAUCGCGGUUAUCGUAUGCUUCGUCYGGCCAAAGUUCUUGUGACCGUCGAUCGCAAACGUCGGGUCACGCCGGUUCGCCUUCAUCGCGAGCGGAUGUUUGGGAACGAUUCGAAGAUGAUGAGUCGUUGGAAGAAACAAGAAAUAGCAGACCAUCUCGGASUCGCACCGUCGCGAGUUCACAUCCUGUUCACUACGAGAGAGAACGACCGAAGUCCUAUAACGUGGUUGAAAACAUAGACCCCACGUUCAAACGAGAGCGAAAGGGUUCCGAAGACGACGCAAAGGAGGAACAAGGUUCAGAAGAAAAAGCAAAAGUCAUUCCUUUGAUCAAACCUCAUCGACGGAAAAGCAUUGAAAGGAAGCGAGAUCGACAUGCGGAUAAAGAAAACUGCAAGCAACAAUAGAAACUGUUCUUUAGAUUCGAAUUAGGCUUUUACGGAAUUUGUCGAUUUAUGAAUGGACAUUAGUUGCUAUUCUUAUUCUAUUCUUAUUGAUAUUUUUCAUGUUUUUGCUUCCAAAAUUACAUUUUGGGUUACGUCCAUCAAAGUUACAAGGACAAGGGUGGAUCUUUCAUCGGUGGAAACUGCAAAUUCUUACUUUGAUUUGCGUUUUUCGAAGUCGAACUCGGAGGACUAGAGUGCAGUGUUGGUAUCCUAUUUCAUGGCAAGUUAGUUUUACCAUGUUUUGAUAAGUUCAUUUCUGGCCAAUAUCAGUUAAGGCUUGUACAUAACGAUGUUUUGUUGGAAGGACAAGAUAGAGUAUGAAAUAACAUUCAAAAUCAUGGAUUGAGAUUAAUGAUUGAAAUGUGAUUGACAUUUUGACAGGUGCAUAGCCAGGGGGGAGCCAARGGCACCCCACGCCUUCCCYAUCCUCACGCUGUAGAAACCUAAACACCUAUGUAGUCCCCCCUCCCCCCAUAGCAAAAUCCUGGCUAUGUCCCUGGGAAGCCAUGUCAUUCCCCAGGUAUCAUACGUUUAUCYGUCCCUAUCUCUUACACAAUCUACUGACUUUCAGCCAGUAAACUUUCCACGCUGCAUUUCAUCCAAUUAGAUUCUUUUACUUUGAAAAAACUCAAAUUUWAUCUGAAAUAAUUCUCAGGCUUAGAUAUGCCUUGAUGUUCUCAUUGUCAGACUUAUCAUUCAUGAUGAUUCAUUUCUGAUCAGAACUUUAGAAAAUGUMAAAUUUUUAUGAGGAACAAACUACAGUUAUACAUAAACAAUAGACCCCUUGACCUCGAUUUCAUGUCACGAAAUGAUAGUUGUCAGUUUCAAUUUUUUUAUACUGAUGCAAUUUGUUUACAUGAAUGAAGGGUGCCCCUGCUAACGAAAAUCUCUUGGUUUCUCCCUACAACAGACCCCAAAAACUAWAGAUAUAGAAAUAUCCCUUUAGUACUGGUAUUAUAGCAGAUUGACCCUACCUUUGUGUAAGCAGRCCAUAUUUUUAUUCUAUUGCACUGAAAAAAUUAAAUUCUCAGCCAACUGUUCCCGAGAGAACUGAUCACUAUGUAAAUCCUGGAUGAAUAGGUUUGGUUUGAACACAGCCAUAAAUGUAAAUACAUAGGAAUAUUAUUGUUAGAAAAUUUAUGCUGAUGGAAUGGAAUUGCUUUCCAAUGAGGAUUGUCAUUACRAAUACAAAAAUUUUACAUAACUUUA
Molecule: messenger RNA, 3282 nt
Organism: Actinia tenebrosa (Australian red waratah sea anemone)
Lineage: Eukaryota; Metazoa; Cnidaria; Anthozoa; Actiniaria; Actiniidae
Source: RefSeq, a predicted model, not a curated record